CAUCAAACUUCUUUUUGACAAGCGAAAAUUGUGGGUCUUUUGCUGAUGUAAAAUAGCAGACUCAUGGUCGGUGCUUUGCGGAAGGAAUGUUUUUACGGCAGAAGAGUUUUUACUAAAAAUCUUUAGCACGCCUAAAGAAACCAUAUAAAAGCAGGUGGCUCGUAUCUCAAUCCUUAGCCAUUGCCCAACCAACUCUCACUUUUCUUCUCUAUCUGCUUGCUCAUGAUGACCCACAACGAGCUAUGGUUAACUUAUCACCAAGCAUCACGCUGCAACAAGCCAGCGACCACUCAGUUGGUGGAACUUGAGUUUCAGAAUGAGAAGUUAACUGACUUGGAAGAUGUGCUCGAGCAUUUAUUCCGUCAGGGAUUCGUCGAGGCCCAGCAUCGGUCGCUGUCAUAUUGGGAGAACCACAGCGGGCAGCGUCUCAACCCAAGUGAUGCCCUGGAAGAACUGCUGACAGAAGGUGCAGGCAAAUGCCCCCAGUCUGCUCUUAGGCUGGUCAUCGCCGAUUGUCCACCUCAUGUGUGGUUCAGCUAUGUUUACACUCACAAGAAUGUGACGCCCGCCGUGACGCAGCGCGUUAAAUUUUGCCAUGCCCAGGAGGCAAAGCUGGAAAUAAUAGCCCACCUCACCAACCACAUUUUCCGUAAUGGCUAUCUCCCCGCACGAUAUCGGACGGUUGUGACAUGGCAAGGGGCUUGUGGAAGGAAGAUAGAAGAACACGAAAAGCUUGAUGCUCUGCUUACCGCAGGAGAGGGUCUCUCUGAAACUUCGCCCCUGCGUCUCAUUAUAGGUAAGACUCGUAGUUGCCAGUUUUCCUGAGGUUUUCGCUAAUGGUGUCAUAGAUGCCACCCACACGCAUGCCGAAACAUGUCAUGCAACUGGUCACUAGGAACGAGAGUUGGUGACCAUUUUAUGGAGGGAGUCGGGCUGGUAUAUAUUGCUCCUUAUCGUGCUCUGGAAAGCACUGUGACUUUGAGCUAUGAUUGGUAGUUGUGGGUGUUUUAACGUUGAAUGCCAGAUUGUGAACUGCCCGUUCGAGUUGCACGAAGGACUGCCAAUGAUCAUGGGUAAAUUGAUGGUCCUGCAUAAUUAGAAGCGUUGAAACGUUGAGGAUGUUGAGCGGAACGUUGG
Messenger RNA from Suillus fuscotomentosus, 1137 nucleotides. RefSeq lists its product as uncharacterized. The record is from RefSeq and is a predicted model, not a curated record. The transcript has 2 exons. The coding region runs from base 223 to 825 and encodes 200 amino acids. NCBI's taxonomy places the organism in Eukaryota, Fungi, Basidiomycota, Agaricomycetes, Boletales, Suillaceae.